Messenger RNA from Caretta caretta (loggerhead turtle), 7501 nucleotides. RefSeq lists its product as uncharacterized. The record is from RefSeq and is a predicted model, not a curated record. Gene Ontology annotation, cellular component: chromatin; PcG protein complex; transcription regulator complex. Lineage: Eukaryota; Metazoa; Chordata; Testudines; Cheloniidae. Gene Ontology annotation, biological process: regulation of transcription by RNA polymerase II. Gene Ontology annotation, molecular function: RNA polymerase II cis-regulatory region sequence-specific DNA binding; DNA-binding transcription factor activity, RNA polymerase II-specific.
CCUCCCGGCCCCAGCCCGGGCGAACCCGUGUCCCCCGCGGCCGGGCUCACAGCGCCCCCGACCCGGCGCUGCGCGGGGAACCCUGCGCCCUGGCCCCGCGCCCUGGCGAGGUGCGCGCGUCCUGCGCCCCCCUUGCGCGCCGGCCCCGCGCGUCUCUACGCGCGGACUACGGCUCCCAGGAUGCAGCGGGCGCGGAGCCCUUUGUCUCUGCCCCCGGCGACGGCCGAUCGGGCUGGGGAAGUUCCCGAGUCGGCGGCCAUAGGGGAGCCGGGCGCAGCCGGGGCGCAGCGCGCAGCGGGCUCCGGGCGCAUUGACAUGGAAAGCCGGUCUCAGAUGGAGCGAGGGGACAAGCUGCAUGUGGGCGAUCGCAGGGAAAUGAGAGAGAGGGGAAUGCCGGACACCUGCGGCGCAGGUUCUGCUGACAUCAGCCCCAAGGUGUUUAUUAAAACGGAGCAGGAAGAGGAGCCGUGCGCGGGGGCACCCCCAGAGCAGGGAGAGAGAGGAAUUCGCCAGGCCCCCAGCACAGGCUGGCCUGACGUGAAGCAGGAGAUUGUGGUGAAAGUGGAGCCAGACGACGAGUCAUAUGUGGGGUAUCCCCAGGGCCUGGGCGACCGAGACCUCCCUGGCUACCCCAGCACUGGUAUCAAAGCAGAGAUCAUCGUCAAAACGGAGCCCGAGGACGACUCCUACGGCGAGUGUGGCCAGCAUUACUGUGAAGGAGACGGUCCCGACGACCCCUUCUGUGACGCAAACCCGGAGCUUAUCGUGAAAGUGGAGCCAGACGAUGAGUCAGCCAUUGGGUAUCCCCAGGGCCUGAGCGAAGGUGGAAUUCCUGGCUACCCCAGCCCAGGUGAUGGGAGCAGGGGUGCCAGCGAGCAGAAGCACCCUGGGGAAGAGCCAGAGGAUGUGAAACCAAACAAGGCUUUGCUGAUGAGAGGCUUAGAGGCUGCUUCCCCGGGCUUGCUCAGGACAGAACCCAGCAUUAAUCACUGGAAAGUGCAACACGCCCAGGGAAACAUCAUGGCGCUCCAGAGACCCACAGUGACUGUGGAGGGGCCGCAGACAACCCCUGAGCCCAAGGGAAAGGUGCCAACGGCCCCGACAAGCAACCCCAGCCAGAAAUCCCUUUCGGCCUCUGACCGCAGGGGGGCUGUGGCCACCAGCACCGAGCCGGUGAAACGCCCGCGAGCCCACGCUGCCGAGCGGCCGUUCACGUGCACCGAGUGCGGGAAGAGCUUCCAGCACCGGGGAAACCUCAUCACUCACCUGCGGGUGCACACGGGCGAGAAGCCCUUCACCUGCACCGAGUGCGGCAAGAGCUUCAGCCAGAAGGGCGACCUGAUGCGGCACCAGCGCAUCCACACGGGCGAGAAGCCCUUCGAAUGCAACGUGUGUGGGAAGAGCUUCUGCUCCAAGCAGACCUUCAUCCUGCACCAGCGCAUCCACACCGGGGAGAAGCCCUUCUCCUGCACCGAGUGCGGCAAGUGCUUCAACCGCAAGGCCAACUUCAUCACCCACCAGAAGAUCCACCGCGGGGAGCGCCCCUUCGUCUGCGCCGAGUGCGGCAAGGGCUUCUGCGCCAAGAAGACCUUCAUCCUGCACCAGAAGAUCCACAUCGGGGACCGGCCCUUUGGCUGCUCCGAAUGCGGCAAGAGCUUCAGCCGCAACGGGGAUCUGACCCGGCACCAGCGCAUCCACACCGGGGAGCGGCCCUUCGCCUGCGCCGACUGCGGCAAGUGCUUCAGCCACAACGGGGAGCUGAUCAAGCACCAGCGCAUCCACACCGGGGAGAAGCCCUUCACCUGCACCGAGUGCGGCAAGAGCUUCAACCGCAAGGGCACCCUUAUCACCCACCAGCGCAUCCACACCGGGGGAGCGCCCUUCGUCUGCGCCGAGUGCGGCAAGACCUUCAACCUGAAGACCACGCUGAUGAAGCACAAGCGGAUCCACACGGGGGAGCGGCCCUUCACCUGCGUGGAGUGUGGCAAGAGCUUCAAGUACAAGGGCAACCUGCGGACCCACCACCUCACCCACACGGUGGAGCGGGUCUACCCCUGCACCGAGUGCGGGAAGAUCUUCAGCCACAAGAAGGAGCUGACGGUGCACCAGGCCGUCCACACGGAGGAGAGACUCUUGUCCUGCUACGGAGACGGGGAGUCGUUCAACCCCUUCCUCCAGAUGCACCCGCUUCUACUGUCUGUGCCCCAAGCCAAAUGCCUCUGGAAGCCUUAACGCAGUGUACAUAAGGAGGGAGUUACAGACAUGCUACGUCCCCUGAGCAGGAGCAGAGGAGGAGCAAUGCUGUAAUUUAGGAUUUGGACAUGCCGUGGUGCUGAUGAAAUAACAGGCUCCCUGGCACAAGGAGCUCCCAGGCUGAAGGCCUGCGCUGACGAACCAACCGUGCAUCCCUAAGGAAAACACAACUGCACAUUCCCUGCACAACGCAGCUCGAAUUCCAAUGAAAACAAGGGCCCGAGUCUUGCCCUGAAGGAUGCCAACGCUGUAGUACUAAUCCCAUUUGCUGGGUUGGACGUAACCCCCAGAGGUGCUAGAGAACGUCUGGCAGGAGGGACGGGAGAUUUCUGGGAAGGGAUCUGGCUUAUGGAGCAGCGCUUGGAGGGCGUUGGGAAUGACAUGGCCCGGGUUGACCGAUGUGGGGUCUUCAUCUUACUACUGAAAGGAGCGGAGGGUGCUAGCAGGACUCUCCUGCCCGUUCCUGUGUGGAGCAAACACGGGAGCGUCGUGCUCAUUGGGAUAGUUCUGGCGAAGACCAGUGGUUUCUCAGGGCGGGGGGUGCUGUGCCGUGUGUUGUUGUUAGGUCAGGCCCAGUGGGUACUGUGGGGCGGGCGAGACUUUGCUACUGCGCUGUAGUUAUGGCUUAUGCCAGCAGCUCCUCAGUGGAGCUACUGGACAGACCUGACGGACAGCGCCUGUUCCAGCCGGGCCGGUGACAGUCUGGGAAAUGAAAGAAAACCUCAGUCGAGUGUGGACUUGAGGACUCCAGGUGCAAUGCCCUGGAGCAAUAAUUACUGUAGUGCUCUUUCCUCUCUGUUCUCUUACUGACUAUUUACCCACCAGGAGUGUGCGCCGGGCUUCACAACUGCGUACGGCCUGAUCCCUGACCUGAGAAGUGACCAUCUCACUGAGACCACCUAGAGAUCUGACAGAGAUUCACAGAGUCCUAGGGCUGGGAGGGACCUCGGGAGGUCGUCUAGUCCCGUCCCCUGCACUCCCGGCAGGACUAAGUAUUAUCUAGACCAUCCCUGGCAGGUGUUUGUCCAACCUGCUCUUAAAACCCUCCAGUGACAGAGACUGGUUAGAGCUGGAAAAGACCGAUUGGUCAUUUUGCCCAUUCCUAGCCAAUGCAGGGUCGGGCUCUACUCUGUAUUUUCUAGGAAUAUGUCCAGCCUGUUAACCCUCUCCAGCGAUGGGUCGCCCCUCGCUCCCUUGUGAGGUCCGUGCACAGUCUAAUAGACACUGACUACUUCUCAUCUUGUGUGAAAGGGACUUGGGUUUAGUUGCUAGUUUGUAGUUAGGCAAAGGGUCAUUUUAACGUUAAAAUUUGUCGUUCUCCGUGUGGAUAGCCUAGAAUCCUAGUUGUUAGAUUUGGAAAAGAACUAAUAAGUCUUCUAAUAAACUCUAGUACUUCUCCCUGGCACUGCACGCCUGUUCCCUCCAGUGCUUGGUCCGUCUAACUGUACGUGUCCCAAACUCUGGGGUGUCACCUCUCUGGGGGGGUGGUUCCACAGCCUGAAACGUCUCCCCCUUAGGAAGUUUUUUUCUGACAUUCAGCUUUAAUCCUUGAUUUCGUCCAGUCAUCCCCACCUUGAACUACUGUAAAAUUCUCUCUCCCGUGCCCGCCCCCCCGUGUUUCCCCCGGAUUGUUAUCGGGUCCCGUCAGGUCACUGCUCAGUGAAGCUGGACCUACUUGUCUCUUUUGCUCAUUCCUCACCAGUCAAUCCCUUGUGCCCCCAGAUCACAUUGUGGCUGUUCUCUGAACGGGCCAUCGGUAUUUUUCCAGCUCUCCUGAGGAGCCCUGAACAGCAUGCCGUCUCCAGUGGGGUUAUCCCAAGGCAGAGAGAUGGGGGCUGUCACCCCUUUGCUCCGUUACACAAAGCCUCUGUGUAUUGGCCUUUUCAGGUGCCAGGAUGGACUGGAAGCUCCUGUCUAAUCUGCUGCUGUCCACUGUCUUCCCCCAGGUCCCGAUCAGUGUUUCCUGCUUCCUGGAUUCUUUCCUUCCCACUGACUCUCUGCAGGGCAGAUGCUGCUUCCCUAAUAACAUGCUCUUACUGCCUCUGCUAGGUGAUUUGUGAAGAAAUGGCAUAAAUCAGGAGCUCCCAGUAACACAGCCGUGGCACCCGCUGAGCACCUGCUCCCAGCUCCGUCCCGUGGCCUGUUGUUAUUACUCUUGGCUAACACGUCUGCAGCCAGCGUUCAGUCCGUGGGAUGGUCUCUGCUGACGCUGGGUCAGCCGGGACAGUACGUUUUGAUGAGAUGCUCUGUCAAGUGCUUUACUCACAACCAAGUGUGUCUUAUCUCGCGCUUUCCCUCCACCCGCUAACUGUCCGAACAAGCAAUCCGGGCACUGCCUUCUGCUGCUCCCUGCCCCAGGCGCCUUCUGGGGGCGGGAACGAAGACACCCUGGCUCUCCCUGCUCCAGCCUGUGCUGCGCUUUUCCCACCAUGGCCGAGACGGGCUCGGGGCUGGAGUGCUUGAGAAAACGGAGCGUCCGUGGGGUUGGUCUGCCAGGUUCCGGAUGAAGAACUGACCGAGAACCACAACGAGGAGGAGGGGAUGGGAUGUGGAGACAGAGUCCCCUGUUGGGUCCACUCUUCCCCCACCCCCAAACCCAAAUCCCUCUGUUGUUAAAGGAGCCCCGGGGGGCAGGCGCUAUGCGAACAUUUCACGAUCCAGCCAUUUCACGUCAACUUGUGAUUUACAGACACCGUGUGAAGGGCGUUGGUUUGGGCCAAGUGAGUGACUGGGGGAAAAUGGCAGCCAAAGGGACUGGCCGGAGUCAGGGUGGAAUGAUUGGUGCGUUGGUCCAGGAGACCAAAAUCCCCCAUGGGGGAAAGGAGAACAAGGGGGAUUUCUAUAGGGCUGAAGUGGUGUCUAGGCCUGGUCUGGCUCUGUAUCGGGUUGUGCUCACCACCCACGGUGCCUCCUACCGGUUGCUAUGGGAAUUCGCUCUGUCCAGCAGGGCACCCUCCUCUUGUAGUGUCUCACUCUCUGUCACUGCUUCUCCACCGUCUCCGCUGUCUGGGACUCCCGGACUGUGGCGUCCUCUUCAGGGCACGGCCCUCCGGCUGUGCCCCAACUCCGUUGUCUCCCCGCUUCCAGGGAUCCCGCAGUCCUUCGCCCAGCUUCUCGCCGCAAUGGACUAGAGCGCCUAGUCCAGCCCCUUGCUCAGGGGCAAACUGCAGUCCUUUGGCUGGCCACUUCCCUCAGCGGCCAGUGGGGCAAAAGGGGGCGCCCAGGCCUGCCCACUACUCUGGGCCCCAACCCACGGACCCUCUCGCUGGCAGCUGCUCAUGGCCUCUCCUUCCCCUCUGCCGCUACCUGCUUUCCCUGGGCCACUUCUCCAUAGCCCCAGCACCUACUCGGCCCCUGUGUCAAGGACGCAGUCUGGGAGCCAGCCGGGCUGGAGCGCCACUUGCUCCCCCGACCCUGCCCAGCACGGCUCUGUCGCACGCACUUCUCUCUGCGGGCAGCCAGGCCUCCUCCCUCAAGCUCCAGGAGAGACUGAGCUCCUCGCUGCCCUGCAGCCCUUCUUAUAGGACCCAGCCUGGCCCUGAUUGGCUGCUUCUAAGCCUUCCUCUGGUUGGCUGGGUUCUGCACAGCCACUCCAAGGGCUGCUGUUAACCCUUUGCCAGCCAGUGAGGGGCCGCUGCCCCGUCACAGGCUCCUCUGCACAGGGUGAAUUUCACCCCUCACUAAAUCAUAUUUUCAGGACCCUUCUUUUCUAGCGGGUGCUGAGAGCCGGGGUCCAAUAGUUAAAGUCUCUGAAAUAAUUUGCUAGGAAGCAGCUUGUUCCCAUCUCCCUUGUGAAAGGAAUUUCCUCUGGUCCCAGCUCAGGGUACCCCACAAAUGCCUUCAAAGUUAUUCACCCAGCUAAACUGAGGACGAGUUAGCAAGGGGUGAAACUCCUCUUUGCAGAUGCUGCCACCGCUAAAGGAGUUUUGGCUGCUAGAAUCUCAUCUGUGACUCAGAGUUUGAAGAGAGGUUGGAUGACAAUAAACCAGGCAGGAGCUGUGGGUCUGGCCCUGUCAGAUUUAUAAAGGGAGUGGCUGGUUCUUUACUAAUAUGGUUAUUUUGUUGCCUAUUGACUCAUUUAUUUGUAACUUCCUUUUGGGCUGUUUGGACAGAAUUCUUCACUGACCUCUUCUGCAUGACCUUGCUAGCAAUAGAUAGCAAAUUAAUCGGUGUGUGUGGUGUAUAUUCUGCAAAUGUAUUUGUAUGUAAAAUUACUCUCCUGCCAUUGGUUAUUGGGCUCCAAUCCUGGGCUUUCCGGUGUCAAAUGGGAAAAUUCCCCUUGGGGUCAGGACAGGGCCCACUGAUGGUAUUUAUAAUUCUUAUGCAAAAAUCUUCCCCUCUGACGAUUCUUAUUGUGACAAUAGGGUCAUUGUGCUGAGAGGUUGUGUAGCCUAGAGCAGUGGUUCUCAAACUUAUUUGAUUGGGCCCGCCUUCUUUGUGUCUGUGGUUGUUUGUGCCUCCCCCCCACCGCCCCCCAGGUACAUAUAUCACUACCCAGCUCUGAAGCACAGAAGUAAGAGUGGCAAUGUGGAAAGUGACUUUUCACAGCAGACUUAGCGCCCCAGUGCCAUCCUUUCUUCUGCUGCCGCCCCCCUGGGGCUGACAGAUGGAGCCCCGCCACCUCCAGGUGAGGGAUGGGGGUCGGGGACAAGGAGUGCCCAAGUCCAGGCUGCUUCCUGGGGAGGGAUUGGGGAGAGCCCGGGCCUGGGUGGCUCCGCACCUCCCGGGCGUGCACGGCCCUUCUGCACAAGCCCCAGCCACCUGGGGCUGUCAGCCCCAGCUCUUAUUAAAAAAAACAAAAAAAAGCUCACAGCUUGUGCCUCCCUUGGGCGGCCCACCCCAUAGUUUGAGAACUGCUGCCUAGCCUUUGGGAACUCCUGGAAUCCAGGGCUCCUGAGGUCUAAUCCUGGCUCUGGACUUAAGCUCUCAGUCUCAGUUCCUCCAUCUGUAAAAUGGGGAUAAUAAUACUUACUGCGCCUACCUCACAGGGGUGUUGUGAGGGUAGCUAAUCACCGGCUGUUUGAACAGUGCUUAGAAGAGACUGUAGAGCACGUGGCCGGAAGACUAAGUAUUAUUAUUGCUGUGGCCUGGGGCCUGCUCUUCACUGGGGACCGGAUGUGUAAGAAUUUCUCCAGAGACGCCCUUAGAUUGCCGUAGAGCAAGGUCCAUGUGUAUUUAUAUUUUCAUUCUUUUUCCUAAUCUAGAAACUAAUAAAAGGUUAGAAAUGAAACAAAUGAAAUGAAAUGCA